Molecule: messenger RNA, 1454 nt
Organism: Anopheles nili
Lineage: Eukaryota; Metazoa; Arthropoda; Insecta; Diptera; Culicidae
Product: solute carrier family 35 member F5
Exons: 7
Coding region: 132-1454 (440 amino acids)
Biological process (GO): regulation of peptide transport
Cellular component (GO): membrane
Source: RefSeq, a predicted model, not a curated record
ACCUUCUUCGGCACUAGUCGGUGUGGUCAUAAAAUACCGGGCACAGCCAGUGUAUUCAUUAACCGAUCGCAAAACAGCACAAAAACAUACGGCACCACGUGGUCCCACGUGGUGCGUCGAAAGUGGAAAUCAUGUUAAACAAAGCACAAAAGCUAGUUCUCGGAAUAGUGCUACUGGUGCUGGUCGAUAUUAUAUGGGUUUCGUCGAGCGAACUAACCAAGUUUCUGUACGAAAAUGAAAACUACGACAAGCCGUUCUUCUGCACCUAUUUCAAGGCGUCGAUGUUCACUAUAUACUUGAUAGUGCUCGGGUUGAUUGCGCCAUGGAAAGAGAGUUGUGGCCGGAAUGGAAAUUAUUCGCUGAUGGAUACAAUAGAAGAAGACGAAGGAUAUUACGCGAAUGGGACGUCCACUUUGAGCGAUUCCUCAUUCGUUCCUAUUAAAACGGACUCGCAAGUAUCCGGUACUGAGAGCGAUGACUCGAGCAUACGCAGCGUGCGCUUCAGUAAAGUGGCCGAAGUGCGCGAAAUGUCACCGCACGAAGCAUCCGAAGCGCUGAUGUCCCGAUUAUCGUAUGCUGCAAGCCUACGAGUUCACCGCCAGAAAUCGCACCACAAAACCGCCCGGACAGCUUUACUAUUUUGUGUACUGUGGUUUAUUGCCAACUAUAUGUUUCAGCUUGCACUGGAACCCAGUGAAACGGCUAUGGUAACGCUGCUCAGUUCCAGCUCGAGCUUUUUCACGCUCAUCCUAGCCGCAAUGUUUCCUUCGUCUUGUGGAGAUAAGUUUACAUUUUCGAAAUUCUUCGCCGUCCUUCUGAGCAUUGCUGGCACCGUCAUGGUUUCCUUCUCGGAGAUCGACGAACCGAAAAUGUCCCGUGGCAUCGUCCUAGCGCUGUUGAGUGCGUUCUUCUAUGCGUCCUACCUGGUUCUAGUCAAGCGUAAGAGCGACACGGAGGAAAAGAUAAGUAUUCCACUGUUUUUCGGGUUCGUCGGUUUAUGGAAUUUGCUGCUUCUGUGGCCGCUACUGUUUGUGUUGAACUUUUCUCAAUUGGAAGUGUUUGAGCUACCCACGCGACGACAGUUCAUUGUGCUCUUUCUCAACGGGCUCGUUGGCACGGUUCUUUCGGAGGCACUGUGGCUUUGGGGUUGUUUUCUAACUUCUUCGCUCAUCGGUACAGUAGCUAUUUCGUUGCAAAUCCCACUCGCCAUGGUGCUUGAUAUGGUACUCCACGGUAAAACAUACCCGUUGCUAUUCUAUCUCGGUUCGUUGCCCAUGUUUCUGUCUCUAGUGCUAGUGGCCUUCCUUGUAAAGUUUGACGACUGCGAUCCGAUACUAAAGUUUGGCAAACUGAUGUAUCGGCGGUUGUGGAAUUGUCGAAAAACAAAUAUUGUUCGGAUACCGGAUUUAGAGGAGCAGCACGAAUCCCUUAUCGAUGGUAGUCAUGAAAACUAG